UGAAAACGAAUUGACGAAGAAGCAAAGUUGCAAGAUUAGGAGUUUUGUGUUUUUUUACGUGCGUAUCGUUCUGUUGUCGUUUUAAGUUAAGCUUUGUUGUGACUUCCGAUAGAUAUUGGCGAAUGUAUUUGGCACAUUAAUUGUUUCGUUUUCGAAUUACGUCUAGCCAGCGUAGUCAAUCCGUUUUGUCGGCAUCGUGCCGUGCGAUCCGCGUCAGCAAAGGCAUCUAUUCGCACGGUGUUUUAUCCUAGUAAACAUUGCUUUGUGGUCAGCGUACGACUUAGAUUCGCAAAUCUACGGUACGGUAUCGAUCUGUUUUCGGUUAUAGUAAAACAAACAAUUGGUCUCUUUAGAACUUGUUUGUACGUUAACGUUGUGCUUGUGUGUCGUUUGAUCGUGCGUAUGUGAGGUUCGGUGCAACACUCUUUUGUUUACAAUUGUAACCAAGGCCCUUUUCGGAGGAGAAAACGUAUGGAAAACCAAGAUUGUCAAGCAAACGUUGCUAGAUUGUGUUUUUUGAAAACUAAAGCAACAAAGUGAGGAACAGUGUUGACCUCCCUGAAACAGGUGCCAACAAUGAUCAGUGCCGUGUGUUUGUGAAUGGGGUGUGUUUACCGUUUCCAUUUAUAAAAUCCAGCUCCAUAAAAAGCCGCACACGUCAGUCAGUCAAUCCAUCAAAGGCGGUGUCCGAAAAACAAAAGCCUACUAACGACUUGAUCUGCUGCAGUUCCAAGUGCAGUUAGUUGCGCCUUGCGUGUGCCUAGAUUGUCUACGUUAUUUGUUCGCUGACCACCACCUGUUGUUGAACGCAUUUCUUGAGGGAGGAAACAGUUCUCUCGUUCUCGUUCGAUCGACAUCGGCCACAGGAAGUAGUAUCAUCUCGCAUCGGGCUGGAAAUUGGAGCAGCUGAGAAGAACGUCAGAAUUUGCUUCGGUCAAGACAUCGCAGAAGAAACACACACACAUAGACCUAAAAGUGCCUCGAACUCCUAAGGAUUAGCGGAGGAAAACAGAAUACCACCUGUUUUGGACACCAAUUGUUGUGGCUACAACACGAAUCAGUUGCUUAGUAUUUCGUAUCCAUAACCAAUGUUGCGGUUUUAGCGAGCUUAAAGAAUAUUUAUCGAAAGUGCAAUCACAUUGUGGACGUAAAGCUGAAUUCUAGGACAUAUUCAAUCGUAAAAGGGUAAAUUAUCAUUCCUCAUAAUGCCGAUCCAGAUUGCGAACGAAAGUAACAACAGUGGCGGUGGGGGAGGUGGUGGCCACGAGAUAAAGGUGAAGAUCGCGUACAGCGGCGAAGUGAUGAUCACCUACAUCGACGAGAGCAUUUCGUACGAAGGGCUGUGUCGAGAAAUGCGGGAAAUUUGUCGCUUUUCCCCGGAUCAGGUAUUCACCAUGAAAUGGGUGGAUGAGGAAAACGAUCCGUGCACCAUCCAAUCGGACAUCGAGCUGGACGAAGCAAUCCGCUUGUACGAGGUGAACCGCGACUCGGAGCUGGUCAUUCACGUAUUUCCAAAUGUGCCGUCUGCUCCAGGACUAUCCUGUGUCGGUGAAGACCGAAGCAUCUAUCGAAGGGGAGCUAGAAGAUGGCGCAAGCUGUACCGGAUAAAUGGACACAUCUUCCAAGCGAAGCGAUUCAAUCGAAAAGCCUUCUGCGCCUUCUGCCACGACCGCAUCUGGGGUCUGGGCCGGCAGGGAUUCAAGUGCAUCCAGUGCAAGCUGCUGGUACACAAAAAGUGCCACAAGCUUGGCAAUAAACCGUGCAGCAACGAGCAUGUCGAACCGGUCUUCAAGGAGCGUGAUCAUCAUGAUCCAAACGAUGAGUCCAGCACCGGUGAUGUCAUGCAGGCUCCGUUGGACUAUCCGUCCGAGCUGCAUCCAGGCGAUGGCAGCGAUCAGGUUCCGGUCGAGGUGAACGAAAACGUCGAGGAUCCGCUGGAACCGGUCUCCCAGCGGCAGUACUCGUUGAACGAUUUCGAAUUGAUCCGAGUUAUCGGCCGAGGCAGCUACGCAAAGGUCCUGAUGGUGGAGCUGAAGAAAACGCGGCGCAUUUACGCGAUGAAGGUGAUCAAGAAGGCGCUCGUCACCGAUGACGAGGACAUCGAUUGGGUGCAGACGGAAAAGCAUGUCUUCGAAACAGCCUCGAACCAUCCGUUCCUGGUGGGGUUGCACUCGUGCUUCCAGACACCUUCGCGACUGUUCUUCGUGAUUGAGUUCGUCCGUGGCGGUGAUCUGAUGUUCCACAUGCAACGGCAGCGCCGCCUGCCCGAAGAGCACGCCCGGUUCUACGCGGCGGAGAUCAGUCUCGCGCUGAACUUCCUGCACGAGAAGGGCAUCAUCUAUCGCGAUCUGAAGCUGGACAACGUGCUGCUCGAUCACGAGGGCCACAUAAAGCUUACCGAUUACGGCAUGUGCAAGGAAGGCAUCAGACCUGGUGACACCACGUCCACGUUCUGCGGCACGCCAAACUACAUCGCACCGGAGAUACUGAGGGGGGAGGACUACGGGUUCUCCGUCGAUUGGUGGGCGCUUGGUGUGCUUCUGUACGAGAUGUUGGCUGGACGUAGUCCGUUCGAUAUUGCUGGCGCUUCCGAGAACCCGGAUCAGAACACCGAGGACUAUCUGUUCCAGGUGAUCCUCGAAAAGACGAUUCGUAUUCCACGCUCACUGAGCGUGAAGGCCGCUUCCGUGCUGAAAGGUUUCCUCAACAAGAAUCCGGCUGACCGUUUGGGCUGCAAUCGCGAUUCCGCCUUCAUGGAUAUCGUUAAUCAUUCGUUCUUCAAGAGCAUCGACUGGGAGAUGCUUGCCCAAAAGGAAGUCGCCCCGCCGUACAUCCCGGCGUUCGAUGGAUGCGAUCAGGACAUCACCUGUCACUUCGAUCCGCAGUUUACGCGCGAACCGGCCGAGCUGACACCGGACGAUCCCUUGAGCAAAAGCAAAUCACGCCACCGUUCCGGCCACGGCUUGACUCCGAUCGCGAUCUGGCCAACUUCCCACCGGAGUUCACCGACGAACCGGUUCACCUUACGCCGGACGAUGACCGAGUCAUUGACAAGAUAGACCAGUCCGAGUUCGAAGGAUUCGAGUAUGUGAACCCACUGCUGAUGUCGUUGGAAGACUGCGUUUGACAUCACGCAUCUUGUGAGUUGCAUCCGUAUAAUAUGCAGUUAUACGGUGACGAUUCGAGCGAUUACGAUUCCGUUGUGGAUGAGCUAAGCAUUCUUCAAUUACCUCCACCACCAUCUAAGAGUCUACUGCAGCACAUGUUUUGCCUUCCGUUAAACUAGUCGUAAAUGAAUAGGUCCGCCGCCACCGCCGGAAUCUCAUGGUUCGCGAUCUACCCGAGUGAGAUUAAGAGAAUAGAAAACCCAAGCUUAUGCGACCCAAGUGUACGAACAACGGGGCACACUACAUUUUAGUUGCCACCGGGGAGUGACUUGACUCCCAUUUCGUUCGUGUAUUGCCGGGAGCUGCACACCAAAUUUACUCCGGUUUUCUGCCUGUCUACGAUUAUCUUAAGUCCUCCCUUGGACGCUUGCGGCCUUCGAGUACUCCUUCAGAAGCAAUGUAAUAGAGUGGACGGCUUUCAAGAAAAGCGAUGGCGGCGGCACGACUCUCGCAUUCGACGGUUCAACGAAACCUUCUAAUAGUUAUGAGAUAGAUCCGGCCACAUUGCAACAAUAUGAUUCACAUAGAAAUUAAAUGGAACCAUAACAAUGACGCUUAGAGGAGAAAAGUCUACAUCCUCUUACUCUUACUCUCUCUUUCUCUCUAGCAUUCACUUACUUCCGGACUCAUUUUGAGUGCAGUACAGUAAACUUCGGUAGCUAAUCGGUUUUUGCAGCGUAUUAAAUUCUACUAUAUCCUUAUGCAAUGUAGAAAAUCAAAAUACACAAAUAUAAAUCCGUGGCAAAAAAAAAUGCGUUGCUGCCUUCCCGGGCAAUGUUCAAAUGAGAUCGUGGGCAUAAAACUUUAAACUAGAAAGUACACUAAUCGAAGCAUAUAACAUGAACCUAUCACAAGUGAAAUGAAAAGAUCAAAGAAGAAAAAAGAGUUUCAAAAGCUAGAAGAAUCAACUAAACCUUUAAAAAACUGUCACUGACUGUAGCGCAAUAGAGCUAUAGAUGAAAACAACAAAACAAAAAAGUUUGAGAAGUCGAUUAUCAUUCAAACUGCAAGAAUGAUGAAUAACCCUAUUAUUUUUAUUUUCCUCUACGAACACUAACCAUAUUAGAGAACAAACAAUUCCAAAUACAUUAAAAUAUGACCUAGUUAAAAGAAAAUCGAAUCAGAAGCAUGUUAUAAAGAAACAAAAAGUUACACACAAUUGCACAGUAUCGUUAACAAAUUAGUAGAAAGAAUGGUAAUCAUACCGCAGCUAAUCGUUCGGGCUGAAAGCGAGGUGAUUGAACAAAGUAAAUGUGCGAAGAGUGAGUAAAGAGGGAAAGAUGCAAAGUGUAGCUUAAAACGCCGAUAUAAAUAGGAUCACUAUUGAACAGAGAUAGCAAGAGAGCUAAACAAAAGCAUUGACUACUGAAACGUGCAAGGGAGAGACAUUGGUGGAACAUGGUUUAGGUAACAAAUUUAAUAUUAAGAAUAAUUGCAAACGAAGAUCAGCACUAACAGCUAGCAAAAGUGAUUCUAUUCACGCAACGAGAUAACACAGAUACGGAAAGGAAUACAAAUGAAAUCAACACAAAAAGGGAACGGGAAACUGAUAAACAAAUCGAUGCGUGUGGGAUGUUUUGAGCAUUUUAAAUAUUUUAGAGAUAGAGCAGACACAAAGCAAGCGCAAAGAAAAACAUAGAAAAAAUUAAUAAGAAUCACAAACAAUGUUGCACGAAAUUGAGCAAUUUGAGCAAACAGUCGUCAGUUUACUAUGUCGAAUGGCAGUAUUUGGAGGACAUUGUAGGUAAAACGUUAUAACUCUUUAACGAAAAAUGGUAUUAUUACGAUUGUGAUUGUGGACCGUUCGUAUUGAGAUAAUCGUCUGGCGUAGUAGAAUUUUGUACAUGAGUUCAGGAACUAUUAUAAUGAAACUAUGGAAGAUUAUCCAACAACCAACAAACAAAACCAACUUAUGGAGCGCACUGCAAACAAGAAAACUGUACUGGUUAAAAGAAGCAUAUAGAAGAAAAAAAAAAUGGGCACGACAUUCCUCGACAUUUUUGUUCGGCCUCGGGUUGCUCACAUGGUGGAUUCCGUCGGUCAUCGUUUUUCCGCGCCAGCAUUAAAAUGUGACUGUUUUCUAA
Anopheles coustani is the source of this 5251-nucleotide messenger RNA. RefSeq names its product atypical protein kinase C (gene aPKC). The transcript has 15 exons. Gene Ontology annotation, molecular function: protein serine/threonine kinase activity; ATP binding; protein binding. The record is from RefSeq and is a predicted model, not a curated record. Gene Ontology annotation, biological process: establishment or maintenance of cell polarity; protein phosphorylation. The coding region runs from base 1206 to 3059 and encodes 617 amino acids. NCBI's taxonomy places the organism in Eukaryota, Metazoa, Arthropoda, Insecta, Diptera, Culicidae.